Ilex paraguariensis (yerba mate) is the source of this 393-nucleotide messenger RNA. The record is from the annotation of a GenBank genome assembly. Lineage: Eukaryota; Viridiplantae; Streptophyta; Magnoliopsida; Aquifoliales; Aquifoliaceae.
AUGACAGGGGAGGCAUUUACUUCCAAAGAUCCAAAGAAGAUCGAAGGGGCUCCUACUUGUUCUGCCAACUACCAAGCUAUUAAUGAAAGUGGGUCACUCCAAUCUCGCACUAAAACAUCACUAGGCAGUGAACAAAAAGAUACUCCACCAAACCCACCAUCGUUGCCGAAUGAAGUUAUUGCAAACAAGACUCCAUCCGCGACUUCAACCACAGUUGAUGUUGAGAUAGAGGACCACCGCAGCAUCCAAGAGUUCACAACUCUCCCUACGGGUAACAAUGUUCGGGACUCUUCCCCUGUUCCUACGGUUGGGGGAUCUUCUAAUGGGCAGCAUCCAAGCAAGCAUAUGAGUGUUCCACAAACUAAGCCCACACCUGCAAAGCCAUGGAGCUAA